GGUAACUCGUGUCUCCCAUUCACGCAGCGGCCACCAGACGCUCGCCCCAUGUUGCGUCUCUGCCUGUCGGGCCGAGCUUUGCGACUCGCAACGUGCUUUCAGAGCGGUCUGCGCGCAGGCAUGUCGGGCUCACCUACCCCACCCCCCUCGGCGGAGGCUGCGGGCUCCGGGGGGAGUUUUCCCCCUGGAUACAAGCCUUUCAAACCCGAGGAGCACGGCUUGGAGCGCGGGUUCCGUCUCACAGCUUUCUCGGAGCUGAAGGGAUGAGGAUGCAAGGUCCCGCAGGAGGUUCUGCUCAAACUCCUCGCGGGACUGGAAACGGACCGAGAAGACGGGCCAGGGAAGGCUGGAGACCAGGGUUCCGAGUUCGGCCAACAGGUGUCCGGUCCCCGGCUCGGUAUAGGGAUGGACAGCUGUGUGAUUCCAUUGAGGCAUGGAGGUCUAUCACUGGUCCAGACCACGGAUUUCUUCUACCCUCUGGUAGAAGAUCCAUAUAUGAUGGGAAGGAUAGCUUGUGCGAACGUUCUGAGCGAUCUCUACGCCAUGGGCAUCACGGAGUGUGACAACAUGCUGAUGCUGCUGAGCCUCAGCCAGAAGAUGAACGAUAAGGACCGUGAGAAGGUGACGCCGCUGAUGAUGAAGGGUUUUAGGGACGCUGCAGAGGAGGGGGGGACGUCGGUGACGGGUGGUCAGACGGUGAUCAACCCCUGGAUCAUUGUGGGAGGCGUAGCGUCUGUCGUCUGCCAGCCUAAUGAGUUCAUCAUGCCCGAUGGCGCCGUACCAGGCGACGUGCUGGUUCUCACCAAACCUCUGGGGACCCGAGUGGCCGUAAACGCCCACCAAUGGCUCGAUCAGCCUGAAAAGUGGAACAGGAUCAAGCUUGUUAUCACCAAGGAGGAAGUCAAAGAGGCGUACUAUGAAGCCAUGUUCUCCAUGGCAACGCUCAACCGAACAGCGGCCAGCCUGAUGCACAAGUACCAGGCCCACGCCGCCACGGACGUGACGGGCUUCGGCUUGCUGGGGCACGCCAACAACCUGGCAGCGCAGCAGAAAAACGAGGUGGCCUUCGUUAUCCACAACCUACCAAUCAUAGCCAAGAUGAGCGCCAUCAGUAAAGCUUGUGGAAACCUGUUCAACCUGCUGCAGGGCCGAUCGGCAGAGACCUCCGGUGGGCUGCUGGUGUGCUUACCCAGAGAGCAGGCCGCCAAGUUCUGCUCCGAGAUGAAGAGCCUGAACGCGGCGCAGGGGGCCUCAAACGGAGCCUGGAUCAUUGGGAUCGUAGAAAAGGGCGACCGCCAGGCGCGCAUAAUCGAUAAACCUCGCAUCAUCGAGGUGCCACCACGAGGAAGCCAGGGAGCCAAUCAGGAUAACAGUGUCGCCAACCCGGACCCCAGCAGCAAUUUGUCCUAGACAAAGCUGCUGCCUCUGAUACUCUGGAGCGUGUGUGUGUGUGUGUGUGUGUGUGUGUGUGUGUGAGUGAAUCUGGUGAAGGGUCCUGAACCAAAAUGAGUGUCAGCUGUUGAAAUAAGGCAACUUUUACUUUCAAUGUAAGGGUACUUUCUAACCCCAUUCCUUUAGAGCUUAACACCUCAUCUUUCCAUCAUUUCUUAACCUGUUUUAUUUAAUUGUCGGGAUGUAUUAAAUUGAGAUGUUGAACAAGCGAUGUGGAAAAGAAAUGGAUCAUCAAUCCUGGCACCUGGUUCUGCCCACUGGGCUCACUGGAAGGCUUGAGCAGCUUCCUUAGAACAGCGGGGCAGAGUCCAGGAUGUCUGCAUCUGACGGCUCUCCGGCCAUCCAACACCGAGUCCCUCCCUCUUUUCCUGUUUUAUGAAGCGCUGCUUAUUAAACCCGAAUCUCAGGGCCAAGCAGGGCGGAUGUUUGCAGUAGGAUUAGAGGUGGGACUGAAACUGCUGGAGCUUUGAAGCUGUUUGUGUGUAGAUUUUUCUGCAUUUUACAUUCAAUAAAACCAUCAAAACUC
Fundulus heteroclitus (mummichog) is the source of this 1978-nucleotide messenger RNA. RefSeq names its product selenophosphate synthetase 3 (gene sephs3). Gene Ontology annotation, cellular component: cytoplasm. The transcript is spliced from 8 exons. Lineage: Eukaryota; Metazoa; Chordata; Actinopteri; Cyprinodontiformes; Fundulidae. The record is from RefSeq and is a predicted model, not a curated record. Gene Ontology annotation, molecular function: selenide, water dikinase activity; ATP binding. Gene Ontology annotation, biological process: L-selenocysteine biosynthetic process.